This is a messenger RNA of Trichobilharzia regenti, 9016 nucleotides long. The record is from the annotation of a GenBank genome assembly. Lineage: Eukaryota; Metazoa; Platyhelminthes; Trematoda; Strigeidida; Schistosomatidae.
UUCCAAUUAUGAUAAUUAUAGGGCACAAUUUAAGCAAAUAUGUAUUUUUGCUAAAUUCGCAACAGGCUUUGUAAUCAUGUGAUAUAAUAUCAACCAUAGAUAUUUGAAACAAUGUCGUUAAUAGAAUCAAAGUUCAGGGAUGUGAAUUAGUGGAAAAGAAUUGAGGUGAACAUAGUAAUAAUACUGAUGAUGGUAAUAAGGGUAAACUCACUCGUGUUUAUAUGACCAAGUUCCCCCUUAAUUUGCUUCCCAAUUGCUCCUUAGCUCUCAUCUCCUCCUCAUACCAUUUCUUCCAUAUCAUACUUGGAUGCACAAUUCGUCGUUUCUCACUUGGGUUUCACUCGAGGUCCUGGCACAUGAUGUCACCCAAUGGUCUCCUCCUCGUGUAUACGAUCCAUCUCCAUGUCCUUCGGAAUAUUUGCUAAGCAAUGGGUUCUUGGCUGGUUCGUUCCCAGACAUCCUUUUUUUCCAACCCUUUCUGACCACCGUUCAUAAAAAUCUGAAGCCUAUUGAAAAUGCUUUUCAUGACACGUCGUUUCCCACACAUAUAGAAGAAUUGACUAAACAUUUGUGUUGGAAAUGCCAAUUUUGCAUUUCAUGCUGAGUACUGAUUUCAGGGUGAUGAAGGUCUGUUUUACUUUUACGAUUCUUCUUUUGACACGCUCACCCGUGCUGCCCUUUGUCGAAACUACGCAUCCAGGCUGGAUAGAUGAAGGAAGUGACCGCUUUCAUAUUUCUCCUGUUGAUAGUGUUAAUGCUUGCUGUCACUAAAAGCCCUAUCUUUUCUACUUCUUCUGCCAACUUGUUGGUUUCCGCCUCUAAGUCUUCGAGUUUGUGACAUUAGACAUAUGUCGUCCGUGAUGUCCGAAUCUUGUAGUCUUAUUGUUUGCCAAACGUACUUCUGUUGCCUUGCCUCCAUAGUCUGUCACACGAUUCAGUCUACUACAAUCGGAAAUGAGAUCGGUAGUAGUUUGCAGUCUUGUGUUAGACCUGAAGAAAGCAUGAGAGCUAAGGAGCAAUCGGGAAGCAAACUAAGGGGGAACUUGGUCAUAUAAACACGAGUGAGUUUAUCCUUAUUACCAUCAUCAGUAUUAUUACUAUGUUCACCUCAAUUCUUUUCCACUAAUUCACAUCCCUGAACUUUGAUUCUAUUAACGACAUUGUUUCAAAUAUCUAUGGUUGAUAUUAUAUCACAUGAUUACAAAGCCUGUUGCGAAUUUAGCAAAAAUACAUAUUUGCUUAAAUUGUGCCCUAUAAUUAUCAUAAUUGGAAUAUUUAAAUUUAUGAUCUGUCGUCCUUAUAUGCUAUUUACGGAAAUCUUUUCGACAGCCAUUUCCACGAAUUAAGAGAUAUGGUGGAAUGUUGUUUCCUUAACACCUCCACUAUGUCCCUUCAGAAGUAUUUAAUGAACAUGCAAGGAUACUGACCGAGCUAUCUGCGACAUACAAGCUGCUGCUCUCAUCUAGGGUAAAUUUAUUAUCAUCAAGUGAUUCGUUACAAAUACGGUUUCCUGUUGCUUCAUUUUGAUGCGUCUUCUAAAGAUCAAAAUAGAAAAGACAACUUCGCAAUUCAUCCUCUUUCUUUUUAACACAUAUGCGUUUUGGAAAUGGGAUUGUUUGUAUUGCACAAUGCGAAGAGAUCUAUGCGUAACUUGCUCAACUGCAUUUUGAAGCCCAGUCUUGGUGUACGUUACAUUUUACACGGCAUCACCAAAAAAGGAGAGCUUAAGAGUUUCAUUUCCUAUAAAACAUUGGGAAGUAAGGCGGAUAUGAGUCAAUUUAUGGUCAGACGUAAUCAAGGCGAAGUUGAUUAGUAACUGUGCAGAAUUGGAUAUGGCCGUAGAUGCUGCUAAGCAGAAUAAUCCGAAUGACUUGGAAGACAAAUUAAUGCAACAGAUGAGCCGAGAGGUAGAUGACAGUCACUAUAAACAUAAGACAAUUAAUUCUGAGAAAAUGUCACUGGUGUGUCUCCUUUUAAUAAUGUUUAAAUGACAUGAGUAUUUGUAGAAGAAAGUUGUGCAUAGAUGUUAAUAGUAGCCUCAUUUUAUUUCUCCUUCACAGAAUUCCAAAUUCCCUGUAAGCGGCGUCGUUUUUUUUGCUAAGAUAAUGCGUCACCAUAUGUUGUUUACGAGGUUGGUUCCCGCGUAUAUAUCCAUAUCAUUGAGAAAAUUCCUGGCAUAUAUAGGUCUGACCUCUUGUUAUCUUGAGUUUAUAGACAUAUUGAACGGGUCUUAUGAUCUGUUCCGAGUGUUAAACGCUUACAUGAGUAAGUAUGUGGUGGUUGCUUACGAAUAAGCUAUAAGGGGGGCGGAGAUUUCCUACGCAGAUAAGAUGUAGUUAUUUUCUGUUUCACUGAAUGUACAGCUACCAUAUUGCAUUCUAUGUUUGUUUCUAUGAGACUCAACUUAUGAGAAAACGCUGUCAUCAUUCACAUAGCAGACAUUGUAGUGAGAACAUAAUUGAUUGAACUCAUUAAGCAUAGUAACAUUUGCGAGGCUUAUAAACUACCUAUACAAUUUUCGUAGUGUUAUAUUAUGCAGGUGUACAGUUUGUGAGGUAUUCACUUGUGAUGCGAAUAGUUUAGAUAGGCGGUGUAUUCGCCAAUUAUUCACAUACAUACCCCAUUACGAUAGUUUUGUGGUAGAUUUCUUUGACCGUAACUGGUUAGUGGGAUGAUAUCCGUGAUUAUUUUGUAACAUGCAUUCAAGAUAAGAGAGACAGAGAGAUAUUUAUGUUAUAAUACUGAUAAUCAAGAAGUAUCUUGUAAUGUAAUUGUAUGACAUAGCAGAAAUAGUGGGCAUCAAAUGUAAGAUGAUGGUGCAGGACUGGACUACACUGACUCCUAGUUUAGAAAUAGGGAAUGAAGUGGCAGAGCACGUUGACCGCUUCACUUAUUUGGGAAGUACCAUCAGCCAGUGCCAACGGGUUGAUCUCUGACGAAACUUCAGCACGGAUACAGAGGGCUAGUUUUGCAUAUGCCAGUUUACGCCGUCUCUGUCUUAGUAGACGUGAUAUCCGGCUGGGUGUCGACCAAAGGGCGGGUGUACUGCUCAUCAGUCCGCUCCGUCCUCCUAUAUGGAUGUGAGACCUGGCCAUUGAGAGUGGAAGACAUGAAAAGAUUAGCUGUCUUCAAUUAUAGGUGCCUGCGUUCUAUCUCCCAUGUGAGGUGGUAUAAUAAAGUGAGCAAUAUUGAGGUUAGGCGUCGAGUUCUAGGUAAGGAGGAGAAAUCAAUCGACGAGGCCGUGAAAUUACAUCAACUGAGGUGAUUAGGACAUGUGUUACGCGUAGAUGCCUUGUCAUCGCCUUCCCCGAAAGUGGACGAUGUUAGCUGAUAUAGGGUCAGGCUGGAAAAGAGCUAGCUGCAGUCAAACCAAAAUAUGGCUUCACCAGUCAAUGAAAUCCACAACAGUUAGUUUGAUCCAGCCACGUAGGGAGGUGUAGACUUCCUGGUUGGGGUCCUCGGGACGGUAAAAAUCAAUGGUUGGAAACAAUUGGUGAUAUAGCUCAAAAUCGUUCUCAAUGGCCAGUGCAGAUGCAUCCACUCCUUGUGACUUAUAAUACCCAAUGAAACUAUAUUGUUCUUCGUUAUUACUAUUCCUUUGUCUCACACCUCUGUUUACUGUCUCUUUUAUGCAUUUCUUCUACUUUCUUCUCUUGGUUUGUGUGGUACAGGGGGGGAGUGUGGCGACAUGAACUGCCGCACAUCGGUACAAAGUUCUAUGUCAAAAACAGACAGAUAAACAGUGGGCAUCUAUCGGGAAAAAAGUAGAAUCUGAUGAGGGGUUUGUCUGAUUAACGGGUAGUGUUUAUUUUGUUUAAUGUGAAUUUUGAUUGUAGUCAGUAGGCUACAUGAGACGAUGAUUAAUAAUAGGGGGGGGGGUAACGGUAUUUUCAGCACCAAUUGUUAACCUCAUGAUCACGACUCCUAUCACGAUUACUACAACUCAUUUUCAUCGCAUGAUUGUUAUUGUUUUAUUCAUCUAAUACUUAGAAUUCUUUAAUUGUGCAUUCCUUUCAAACUCACGUUAAGUAAGUAAAUACAUAAUAAUAAAGUUAGGCGUAGGGUUUCUGGUGAAGAGGAAAGGUCAGUUGAUGGAGUUGUGAAGUUACAUCGAUACUUUGAGAACCAUGAAGUAUUAUAUUUCGUCCUAGCUUGAGACUUCCGACGAGUACUUAUAACUUGAUAUGAAUCCACAUAUAUAUAUAUAUAUAUAUAUAUAUAUAUGUAUGGUGAUCUCUUUUUCUGUUUGCUCGCUUAGUCUGUGACCAUUUCAUUUUGAUGAACCUGUCUCCUUUAACAAUGUAUAUUCUCCUUAUAUUAUAUAUAAUAUAAUGUGUUUGUUGACAGUCCGUUGCUUGAUGACAUAUAUCCAUAUAUGGUGGUUGUUGACAUGUCUGCUAUAUUUUGCUAUGUAUAUUAGGAUCGACACUCCAUUAUAAUUAGCCAUUCAUGUUAAGACUGUCUAGUGAUUUGUUCACACCCUUUGUCUGGGUAUUCAUAUAUAUUCAUAUAUAUGCUUCCAAAGCCUCAGGAUGGUCGGGGGUGGGUGCCUUGCGCUGCGAGUUGGCCACCCCUCCGCACACCUCUUGAAAUGCUCCCAUAUGACCGGGCGUCUUACAUAGCCUCUCCUGAGGAAGUCCUACUCACUGCCUUCACGUGGCGGAGGUGUUUCUCACCAAAGUGAGAGGGCGAAAGCGGAUGCCCGGCGCUCUCCACCGGGUUGACUGUCCAUUGGAUGACGGUCUAGGGGAGAUGGCUAAACCCUGAUUCCAAACCUCCAACGACUGGCGUAUGAAGCUCACUGGAGCUCACCGGCAGACGUAUGGACAAAGGGCUUGUUGGAUGUCCUGGAUGUCUGGCCCCAUUCAAAAAGGCGUAUGAACCGAACUCCGGUCACCGGCUCCCAAUGGAUAGUGGACUCCUUACUCCACUCCUACUGCCUUGUAGGUCACACUUGGCUGUGUAAAGGCUAGAGCUGAACUCUCAAACAAAAGGCCGAGCGAUGCUGGGGACAUCACUCGUACCAAAUUCCCAUGAAACUUCAUGAACUCUCUUACAAAUUGCCGCGCCUCGGCAGCGAUGAUUCGAGACGUUCAUGAAGCCGGCUCAUCCUCCCGUAGGAGAUAGCCGAAGUAAAGUAAAAGUAAGCAUAUAUAUUUCGCUCUCACAAGUUGUGUGACUUACUUACUCUACUUACUUUGAUGUGAUACCACUUAUUGCAUUCUCCUUGUGUUUGGAAAAUAGAAGUAUCAUCGCAAACCUAGUGGUCUUCUGAUUUCCGCCUUCUUGCGUCAGGACUAUUAAAUUCUCGACCAGUACAUAGCAAUAAUUUAGCGACGAGUACAUAACAUAACUCCAUUGUGGAUUGAACCCAGGAGAUGAGGGUUGGCGGAAGGCAACCGCCGUGAAUAUACAGCCAUUGGGUUGUAAGAAGGUGGGAAUUCCAAUGGCUGGUAAAUUCUAACUUCUACCAAUUCUCAUCGUACAUAAAUACAAACCACGGUAACGAAUAUAAAAGGUGGCAUUGUGUAAAUACCUAUCUGAAUAUAUAUCAUUAUUUUAUAAGUUUUGAACCGAUUAUUCCAAAAUAUAAUGUAACAACAGAAGACAAGGGCCGGCAACAGAUCGUUUUAUUACGUAAAUCAACACGUAUUUAUAUAUAUUUCCUGUACAUUUUUAUAACUUAUUCAAGUAGACAAACGCAGUCUUCUGAUUGGUUGUUUCUCGGAAGUUAAGUAGACAAACGCAGGCUUCUGCCUGGUUGUUUCGGGUAACCUCGGAAAAUGGAGCCAUCUAUCUGCGAAUCAUAUUUGCCCACGUUAAGUCUGCUGUGAUUGGUUGUUGAAUCAGUCUUGUUCAUAUUUUCUCACGGCCAAUAUUAGUGACCUAGACAUUGACGUAAAUUAAUGUCUACCGAUUGGCUAGCAGCCUGCUCUCACCACAAUAUCACAUACUACUCACUGCCAUUUGUGCAUAUUUUUUAAUGCGUUUAUCCAAAUUGUGUUUUUUCUUCCUUUUGUUUCAGAUAUCACCUGUGACUGUUAAUCGAAAUUAUUGUAACUUUACUGCCUAUCGGCUAAUCAGUUGUGUUAAAUAGUAAAAAUAAUAAUACUAGUAAUAGCAAUGAUGAGAUCAGCUUGUUCAACGUCUUCGUCGUCUUUUUCUUGUCCUCUAAUUAUUUUAUUUCUUCUAUUAUCUGGUAUUAUUUGUUAUUUAUACACCGGUUAUAUGCAUGAUUUUAUUUCUUCAAUACACUUUUAUUCUGCAAUCUGUUCCCUACCGCUUACAGUAUUAUUAUCAUUGAUUUUAAAGCGUCUACUAUCAUUUACUAAAUAUUCAAUAAAUCUUAAACUUUUAUGUUCACCAUCAUCAUUGUUAUUUUUACUAUCUGGUGUUCUGUUGAAUACACUUUUAAUCAAUCAACACAAUAUAUCGAAUAAAAAUUUACAAGCAGAAUCAACUACAAAAAUAAGUAUGAUUAUGGGAGAUUUGUUAACACUAACCAGUGGAAUAUUAUGCCCAGUAUUGAUGUAUUUAAUGCAUAAUAAUUUUAAACAUUUUAAUGAAGGAAUUUUAUUGUGGUUUGGAUUUUUAGUUGGUUCAUUCUUUCAUAUCAGUAAUAAUAAUGUUAAUGCACAAUCAUCAUCCUCAUUAAGCUCAUCAUGCUUAACAUUAAUAUUGUUCAAUAUCUCAAUAGUUAUUCAUUUUGUUUUACUGAAUGAACAACGUUACAUGCUUAUUUGUUUAAGUAUAGUCUCUUUAGUUGGCCUUUUGUGUUAUUCUAUUUUUAAUUAUUUACCAGAUAAUGGUAACAGUGAGACACUUAUAUCAAGAAUACAUUCAAAUACAAUUGCAUUUUACAUUUUAAUUCAUGGAUUUAUAUUGUUUACUUAUAUACUUAUUUGUGCAUCCUAUUUUAUUACUUGUCCAUUAUUUAAAAGAUUUAAAUUUACUUAUCAUUUAUACAAGAAUAUAUCUGUACGAUUGUAUUUAUGUUUAUCUUGUGUUUAUAUUACCAUUCAAUUGGUUUUUAUUUUAACUUUAAUGAAUUCAUUGACAUGGGAUAAAUUUUCAACAAGUUUAUUCUAUGGUAUCUUUAUAUGUUUAUGGAUUAUUCAACAUUCUAUUUGUUGCUUAUGUCUUUUACGGCUAGGCAGAAUAAUUCAGCGUAGUGAUUGUGCAACGCAUAGCUUACCAUUCCAACAUAACGGACAAAACCGUGUAUGGGCAUCACUUGGUGCCCGCUACGUGGCUUUAAUAUCACAAUACAAUAUGUUCUUUUCAAUUUUGAUAACUAUCCUUUUUAUUAUUAUCUUCAUCAGUGCUCAAUAUCUAAGUGGUUCAUUUAAACCAGUUAAAUCAGAAUUUGUACCUUUAUUAUUACAGUUAUCAUUUUUAAUGGAUUGUUACCUUGUCAGCAUAUUUUAUCAUCUUAGUAAAACAACAGGCCCAAAUGCUAUUGGUUAUGCUUUAUGUCACCAAUUUUCAACGUUCCAGAAUAGUAAUCAUCCAUCAUCUCGAGAAACACCAAUCAAAUCAUCAACAAAUUCAAUAACAAGUCAGCUGUUAUCUGACAAAGCACCUUUUAUGAAGUCAAUGCUAUUGAUUGAGAAAUUUUUCACUUAUUAUUCAAUACAAAAAUAUGGUUGUGUUUAUACAUCAUCAGGUCAGGUGAACAAAGUCGACAAUAUCACAAAUACUGCUGCUGUUGAUAAUGAUCAUGAUAAUCUACUACCACUUCCAUUGUCUGAACAGUAUCUUCGAGGGAUUGGUAAAUUUUUUCGUGAAUGCUUAUCUGACAGUGAUAUUCGAUAUGACACCUAUGUACUAUACUACAUUGGACCAGAUAAUAAUAAAGGUGAUUGGAUAUUUGAAGAUGAAAGUGUAAUUACUUUAAAGAAUCUUAUUGACUUAUGGGAAUUAGCAUGUCUAUCGAAAUCGUUCAAAAACUUAUCGAGAAGUAUGCGUCUUUUAAUCUUAUUGGAUACUUUACAUUCUGAAGAAUGGUGUAAAUCAUUGACUAAAUGGAAUACACAAUGUUGUAUAGCAAUACAAUCAGCUAUACCAGUGUUCAGUAGUAAUAGUAAUAAUAAUAAUACUGCUGAUCAAAAUCAUAAUUCAUUCAUUGGUAUGUUCACGGAAUUCUGGAUAGAAGAAAAUAUUUCAAGGAUUAGUUAUCCUAGUCAAGUAUCCUCUGUUGAAGAACUUCGUGGAAAACUUAUGAAUUUAUCACAACCAAUAAAAUUUAUUUACUCAACAACAAAUAGUUGGUUCAACUUUCAACUUCGUGUACCGUCAAUCGAGGAGAUAAAUAAGUAUUUGAAGUUUGUAUUCCCGAAACCGUUACAAAAGUUGUACUAUACAUUUUUAUCAAUAUUUCAGAUCAAUAAGAUCGAUAACAAGAAUACUACUACUACUACUACUAGUAAUAAUAAUAAUAAUAAUAACGUAUGCAACAAUAGAGAUGCAGAAGAAAAAGACGAGGGAGAGGAAAUGACUAUCUCACAGAAGUUAUUAUUAUUAUUAUCAUACAUCAAAUACAUUUUCUAUCCAUUAAAUAUAUUGAUGAGAUUCACGUAUACUAAAGUCACCGAUCAAUAUAGACAAAUGUAUUUUGCCUAUUUUUCAUCUGAUUUAUUAGAAAUUGGUCAUAGAUUUAUUUUAAUGCGUACAUGAAUUUUGUUAUAUUUUUGUCUGUUUGUUUUUCUUUCAAAAGAACUGCUUCACCAUUGAACAUCAACAUUGAAAUAAUAAUAAUAACCCGCUUGAUUCAAUUUGUGCUGUGCUGUGCUGUGCGCUACAACAUACAACACGCUUACUUACUAUUCGUAAUUAUUUUCAUUUCAUUUUUCAUAAAAGUAAAUUGAACUCAUCUGUAUUUUUUGUUUUGAAAAUUGAUUUUAUUUUUUUCCAUUUGAUUGUUAUUUUUUUUUAUAUUCUCAUUUCAUCUCAUAUUUUACUUAUCAGACGCAUAUCAUUGAGAAACAAAUAUUGAGAAUGAAACACAUGAUAGUUU